AUGGUCAAACCCUAUUACCGUAUUGUGCCAGAGAGAACAACAGGUACUAUUGCAUCACCAUACGCAUCAAUUCACUAUGAUCAAACAAAAGCAUCCGAUAUUGUAUAUUCACCAAUGUUGUACCAAAUAGGUGUUUGGAACAAACGUGAAAAUGAAUUAGUAUCAAUAAUAACACCACAAGAUGAAUCCUACUAUGGAGGAAGUAUCAAUGAAGGUACCAUGAAGUAUAGUAAUAUUACCUUCAUCACACAUUGCAAUAAUUUUAUUGCUGCUGGAUAUCAAAAUGGUAAAAUUUUAAUUUACAACUUGAAAACAAGCGAACAAGUUUUAUAUACAACAGGACACUCUUCAAGUGUUUCCUAUUUACAAUUUAAUUCCGAUUGCUCUUUACUUGUAAGUGGAGGUGAUGAUACCGACAUUGUUUGUUGGGAUAUUACAGCUUGUCAAGCAAAAUUUAGAUUACGUGGACAUAAAGGAAGAAUUACUGGUUUGAUAUUUUUGGAGAAAACAAAUGCUUUGAUUAGUUCGAGUAAGGAUAUGUUGAUUAAAGUCUGGGAAUUGACUACUUAUCACUGUGUUCAAACAUUGAUUGGUUCUCGUAAUGAAAUUUGGUCAAUUUGUGUAGACUCAGAUGAACAUAGGUUAUUCGCUGGUAGUACGGAUAGUGAAAUUAGAGUUUGGGAUAUUCAAGUAUUUUUAAAUAAGGAAACUCAAUAUUUCUAUGAAAAUGAUCCUGUUUUUAUGGGAACUUUGAAGAGAAGAGAUGAAAGUAGAGUUUUGCAAAUGAAAUUUGACCAUACGGGUACUUUAUUAGCUAUUGUUGGCUCAGAUUCAAAGAUUGUAGAAAUUUUCAAAAUGAGAAAUGAAAAGGAAAUUGAAAAGAAGAGAAAGAAUGCAGAAUCUUUAACACCUAACAUGGAAUAUAAGUGGUGGUUACAAAUCAAGUCUAAUUAUGAAAUUAGAUCUUUGGACUUUAAUCCAUUCGAGUCAGUUUUAACAAGAAGUGAAAUUUCUACAGACAGCGAAGACAAACUCUCAACUAGAAUUUUGAAUGCCAAGAUGAAUGAUUUUAGAGUAAUAAUUUCAACUUUGCGUAACACUAUUGAGGAAUACAAAAUUGAACCAAAUAAGAUUGUCAAAUCCAAUCAAGAUCAAUACCAAGGAAUUACAUGUACAAAUACUAUUGAAAGACAAGGUCACGGUACUCCUGUGAGAUCCAUUUCAAUUUCAGAUGAUAAUGUUACCUGUAUGUCAUUGUCUUCUAAGGAGUGCCACAUUUGGAAUUUGGAAAAUGGUAAAUGUAUCAAGACAUUGAAUGAUGUUGACCAUGGGUUGAGUGCUAUUUGGAUACCUUACACAAAUAACAGAUACUGUUUGGUUGGUACCAAGAAGGGUAACAUUCAAAUAUAUGACGUGAAUAUUUCGGAAUGUAUUGAAACUAUUCAAGCUCACUCAAGUACAAUCUAUAGUAUUCAAUUUGUUCCUCCAAGUAGUUUCAAUGAUAACAAUGGUGGUAUCAUUACUGCCAGUAGUGAUAAGUGUGUUAAAUUCUGGGAAUUUGAAAUGAAAGGAAAGAAUUUGUCCCUCGCAAUCAAGAACGUUCUCGAAAUGAACGAAGAAAUUAUUGCCAUAACUGUUUCAAAGAAUGCUAAAUACUUGGCUGUUUCUCUGUUGGACAAUACUGUUAAAAUUUUCUACAUGGACACUAUGAAAUUCUUCCUCUCACUCUAUGGCCACAAGUUACCAAUCAAAUGUUUGGAUAUUUCUAGUGACGAACAAUUGAUAGUGACUGGUAGUGAUGAUAAGAACAUUAAGAUUUGGGGUUUGGAUUUCGGUGAUUGUCAUCGUUCCUUAUUAGCCCACGAACAAGGUAUUACUUCAGUCAAGUUUAUCAAUGAUACUCACUAUUUCUUCAGCGCCUCUAAGGAUGGUAACAUCAAGUAUUGGGAUGGUGAUAAAUUUGAAUUAAUUCAAGUUGUCACAAGCCAAUAUAUUUCUAAAUCACCACUUUGGUGUUUGGAUAUUAGCAGUGACGGACACAGAAUGGUUACUUCUGGCCACGAAAGAGCACUCUUUAUCUAUACCCAGUCUGAUGAUAUGUUAUUCUUGGAAGAAGAAAAGGAAAAGAGAUUUGAAGAGGAACAACUUGAAAAGGAUUUACCUCACUCCCAACAAUUCAAAGAUUUGUCCUUGGCAGGAGCUGAAGUCACUCAUGCUGGUCAACGUUCCAUGGAAACUAUUCGUGAUGGUGAAAAGCUUAUGGAAAACCUUGAUGUUGCUAUCAAUGAAGAAAUUAAUAUUAUCGAAAGUAUUGCUAAUAAUGUUACAAUUCCUAAGAAUCCUCUCUUGUUAGGAUUAUCUAUUGAGGAAUAUGUUUGGAAGUGUUUGACACGUAUUGCCAGAUCUGAUUUAGAUAUGGUGCUUUCAAUUAUCCAUUUCAGUCAUGCCUAUUUCAUUUUGAAACAAGUUAACAAGUUGAUGAAACAAAAGAGUGUAGAUAUUGAAUUGUCAACUAGAAUUGUUUUACUUUUAAUUCAUAUUCACUACAAGCAAUUAGUUCAAAGCAACAGUGACCAAGAAACCUUUGACUUGAUGCAAUCACUCCAUGAACUUGUUAGAAAUGGGCUUGUACAACAAUCUAAGAGAAUUGGAUUCAACGUUGCCGCUCUUCAAUUUGUAAAGAAUAGAAUGAAGAAUGAACAAGAAUUAUUUGAAUUCAAUAAGGAAUCUAAAGUUAAUGAUAUUGUUAAAUCAUACAGAGAAAGACAACGUGAAAAGAAAAGAUUGGCCAAAUAUGAAGCUGAACAAUCAUCAACAGGUAAAAAGAAGAAGGAACACAAGAGAAUGGCCAAAUUCAAGGGCAUGUUAGAUUCCAUGAUUGAAAAGAUUGAAAAUGACCCAACCAAACAAGUUGUUUUUGAAAGUAAUGUUAAGGAUAAAAAGAUUUCAUCCCUCAAGAGAAAAUUCAAAGAAAUGGAAGAUAAAAAGACCAAGAAGCUCAAGUCAAUGAUUCAAGAUGACGAUGACACUGAAGAUUUCCUCAAUGAACUUUCCUCAUGGGAUUAG
Naegleria gruberi is the source of this 3066-nucleotide messenger RNA. Its product is annotated as WD40 repeat domain-containing protein. Lineage: Eukaryota; Heterolobosea; Eutetramitea; Acrasida; Naegleriidae. The transcript has a single exon. Gene Ontology annotation, biological process: maturation of SSU-rRNA. Gene Ontology annotation, cellular component: Pwp2p-containing subcomplex of 90S preribosome; small-subunit processome. Gene Ontology annotation, molecular function: protein binding; snoRNA binding. The coding region runs from base 1 to 3066 and encodes 1021 amino acids. The record is from RefSeq and is a predicted model, not a curated record.